AUGGAAAAGGAAGAAGGGCUGCCCAACGCAGAGGUUGUUUAUCAGGCAUUACCUUCAGAGGAGGAGAUGGAGGAAGCUUCGAGGAGAGCUCUGACCGUUUCGAAUUCUAAGGAAAUUGUUCAAACAGAGUCCUAUGAGGGAUCCAUCAGGGUUGCUUUGGAGGAAGCAGUGGUGGAGAAGAAACUUGAAAUGGCUGCGGAGAAGAAGAAGAAGAAGAUCAAGGAGAAGAGGGCUGAAGGAGAUGAGGAAGCCCAUUCAAUCAAGAAGAAAGAAAGAAAAACGAGUGAAAUGAAGGAACGCAUGCGGGAGGAGAUGUGCCUGAAGAAGAAAGAAGAGAAGAGAAAGAGGGCUACGAGCCCAGAAAUUGACAGAGAAUUCACCUCCAUAAGGGUGGGUAAGGGGGAGUCAGCGCAACAAAAAGAAUCAAUGCAACCUGAAGAGGAAACAACACAAAUAAGAACGGUUGCGAUUGAUGAUGGAGAAAAUGCAGACAUCACCCCCUUAGGCAGCAUCGCAAGGAGGAAUUAA
Molecule: messenger RNA, 528 nt
Organism: Benincasa hispida (wax gourd)
Lineage: Eukaryota; Viridiplantae; Streptophyta; Magnoliopsida; Cucurbitales; Cucurbitaceae
Source: RefSeq, a predicted model, not a curated record